Molecule: messenger RNA, 850 nt
Organism: Nelumbo nucifera (sacred lotus)
Lineage: Eukaryota; Viridiplantae; Streptophyta; Magnoliopsida; Proteales; Nelumbonaceae
Source: RefSeq, a predicted model, not a curated record
UACUCUAUUUGCCUUUCUUCUUUUCUUUGUCUCUGAUAACCAGCCAUCACAGACAGAGGAGCACAAACUAGGGUUAGUGUGUCCAUGAAGUUCCAUGGAUAACGGUGAUAAAGGUGAUGUACCCGUGCAACUUUCGCCGGAGGCUCUCUCUUUCUUGGCUGAGGGGAUCUCCUUGGUUCUUUCCCGAUGGACUGCGCUUCAAGUGGCCAUCGAGAACGAGUGGGGUGGCAGGGACUCCUGCCAGAAAUCUGAACAACUUGCUCUCAGCAUCUUUUCUUGGUUCUCCCAAUCGAAAGAGCCACAUUACAUUGAUGAUUUAGAAAACAUGCUCGAUGAAAGCAUGGUGUUUUCUUUCAAUACUGAGAUUGAGGAUGGUAGCAUUGAGGAGGUGGCAGAAAAGUUAAUGAUUAUGCAUGAGGACUGUCUACAAGGCAAUUAUGAAUCAAUUGAAAAGCUAAGGAAAUCCAACUCUGGAAAAGAAGCCAUUUCUCAAAGCAGAAAGGUUAUAAAUGAAGAUGAUGAGGACAGCUCAGAUGACGAGGUAUCAGACAUGAUGCUUGAUGAACCAAAACCAAGAUUAAAUCCAAUUCCCAAGGCAAAGCCAGUUGAUGAGAAGCAGAUAAGAGAAACCGUAGAAGUGGAAGAUGGAUGGUCUGUAGUUGGCCCCAGAAGAAACAAGGGUAAAAGAAUUAUUAGGCCAAGUACUUAACAUGCUCUCCUAAAUCUCAAUCAGAGGAGUGCCUCUUUGUAUCCUCAAAAUGUUUACUUUUCUAAGUUUUGGUCAUAUUACUAUAUAAGACUCUUGUAAUAUGCUUUGCCGAUGGCCCAAUGAAAGGUAAUUUCUUGAUAA